AUGAAAAUUAAAUGUCUAAAAUUGCGAUAUUUAGUACCGAUAUUAAUAUUUUUGACAACAUUUAAUAUUUUAAUUGUAAUCUAUGUUCACAUAACACCCAAGUUUUAUGCGUCAAACAAAAAUAAGGCUAUUGUUAAGCCAUUAAAUAACAUUACAUACAAUUGGAUUCAUAUAAAAGCCAUACAAGAGAAACAUAGUCAACCAUAUUUGGUGAACACCUCCCGGUGCCAAAUAGUCCGGUGGCCGACAUUUGAUGCACAGGUUUGGCCAUUGUAUCAAAAUUAUACCGGUUUUGGUCUCAAUUGUCGACACGAUAUUCAAGAAUGGCUGUCCAUCGAACGGGUCAACUAUACCGGCGUUUUAGUCCAGUUUAUUCCGUCUGUGUUGGAGCCGUCGGGUGCGACAGUCAAAUGUUGGGCCAAUUCAUUAAAACGGCGCACUUAUGACGACACGUUUGUCGACUAUAUGUCACCAGACAUUGCCGUUCAAGUCAAUCAAAUUACUUAUUUCAACCAAACAACAGACGUGCGAAUCACGUGCAACGUAUUUACUCGUACAACACAUAAAAAGUUCAAAAAAAUUGUGUCACUAAUACCGGCUAAGAUACCGAAACCCCAGAAAACAAGUUUAAAAUCUUUUUUUGAUCAAUUGAUCCGAAAGCCUCCGACACUGGUAAAAGAGGUAUUGCAUAAUAGACCAGUCAGUGAUGCUAAUGGACAACCAGAUAUAGACACACUGCCAAACAUAUUGUUUGUGGGCAUUGACUCCAUAUCACGGGUCAACUUUGAUAGACAUUUCCCGUUGACCACCGAAUUGUUAGAUAAAUAUAAUUUUCAUACAUUGUAUGGUUAUAAUAAAGUAGCUGACAAUACGUUUCCCAAUUUGGUAGCCCUGUUGACCGGUUAUUAUUUAGCCGAUCUAUGGGACGACUCAAUUGCUAACUGGGUUUAUCUAAACUAUUUUCCAUUUAUUUGGAAAGACUUCAAAAAUAAGGGUUUCCGUACGAUGCUUAUGGAGGACGCGCCAGAUAUGGCUGCUUUCAAUAUGUUUAAGAUAGGCUUUUCCAAACAGCCUACCGAUUAUUAUCUGAGACCGUUUAGCAGUGCAAUAGAGGAAGAUAUCAAAUACUACUGUUAUCUGGAUAAGCCUGAAACGGAAGUCUACUUUGACUAUGUCUACGAUUUUGUUUCGGCUAUGACUGAGAGACAACAGAAAUACAUUGCCUUUACAUUUAUGGCUCGCCUAACGCACGAAGAGGUCAAUAAUGCCGGUUUAGUUGACCCCUUGAUAUCUGCAUUGUUUAACAAACUGUUUGCCGACAACAGGCAGCUCAUGAAUGAUACAGUUGUGAUAUUUUUCUCAGAUCACGGCAUCCGAUUUGGUCCGAUUAGGGCCACACUGUCGGGAAAGUUUGAAGAAAGGAUGCCAUUCAUGAACCUGUAUUUGCCCGAUAGAUAUCGGAGCAACAAUAGUAAUGUGACUAUCAAUCAGAACCGGUUGACUACACCGUUUGAUAUUCACGCAACACUCAGGCAUAUAGUGUUAGGCCGACCAGACACUGAUCUGAGAUAUGGCCGAUCAUUGCUGGAGGAGAUACCUGAGCUGAGAUCUUGUCAGUCGAUACCAAUUGAUCGGCACUGGUGUUCGUGUCAGACCAGUCAACCAAUUGCGGGAAAUUUGUCUUUAGUCAAACCAAUGGCUGAAUUUAUAGUCAACAGUAUUAACAAGUUAUUAGUCGAUGAAAACUAUGGCAACAAAUGUGCAGAACUUUGGUUAAACACAACAGUCUCUGCAUAUGAACAACAUUUUGACGACAAAGUCAGUAUCGGUGCAAACAUUGAGACACUAGCUAUCAGACAGUUUAGUUUGACAAUUGUAGUCAAUCCAAGUCAGGCAUUACUGGAGGCGACCAUCAGUUUGAAUCAAAAUAGCAAACAAAUGUCACUGAAUGGCGAAGUGUCGCGAAUUAAYAAAUAUGUCAAUCAAUCCGAUUUUAUUAGUAAUUAA
Oppia nitens is the source of this 2007-nucleotide messenger RNA. RefSeq lists its product as uncharacterized. The record is from RefSeq and is a predicted model, not a curated record. NCBI's taxonomy places the organism in Eukaryota, Metazoa, Arthropoda, Arachnida, Sarcoptiformes, Oppiidae. The transcript is spliced from 6 exons. The coding region runs from base 1 to 2007 and encodes 668 amino acids.